AUGCGUGUGGAGGAGCUUAUUAUUGAGGGCUUCAAGAGUUUUGUCAAUCGUACAGUUAUAAGUGGUUGGGAUAGCUCAUUCAACGCGAUAACAGGAUUGAAUGGAUCUGGAAAAUCAAACAUCCUUGACGCCAUCUGUUUCGUACUCGGCUUGACAAAUCUACAGACAGUCAGAGCCAGCAACCUCCAAGAUCUCAUUUACAAGCGAGGCCAAGCGGGUAUCACCAAAGCAAGCGUUACGAUAGUUUUCGAUAACUCAGACAAAAGUAAGAGCCCCGUUGGUUAUGAAGCUGCUUCGUCUAUCAGCGUGACGCGACAAAUCGCUAUGGGCGGUAUAUCUAAAUACCUCAUCAAUGGCCACAAAUCUCAUCUCAAUUCUGUCCACUCUCUCUUCCAAUCCGUGCAACUCAACAUCAACAACCCCAACUUCCUUAUUAUGCAGGGUAAAAUUACCAAGGUGCUCAACAUGAAGCCAGAGGAAAUUCUUUCUAUGGUGGAGGAAGCUGCCGGUACGCGUAUGUAUGAGGAUAGGAAGGAGAAAGCAUACAAGACCAUGGAGAAGAAACAAAGGAAGGUCGCUGAGAUUGAAUCUCAACUCAAGGAGGAGAUCAUCCCUCGUUUGGAUAAGCUGCGUUCUGAAAAGUCAGCCUACUUGUCUUACCAGAAAGCUUCUGCUGAGUUGGAACGCCUGGAUAGACUGGUUGUUGCGCAUGAUUGGUGCUACCACCAGAAAUCAGUCACCAAUGCUGAUGCUGAUGUUAAAAGAGUCAAGGACUCAAAUGAGCAGUUAAAAAGAGAUAUUGAGCAAUGGAAAAGAGACAAAACCAUGUAUGAGGAUAAGAUUAAGGACAUCAGGGAAGCUCAGCAGAAGGAGCUAGCUAAGGAUGGAAAGCUCGCUGAACUAGACAAGCUUGUAAAGCAGCUGUCUACCGAACUGGUCAAGUCUCGUGCCCAAGCUGAUAUAAAGAGGGAAAAUAUCAUUGAAGAAAAAAAGAAUAUGGAGGGACUACUAAAAUCCGUUGAGUCGUCAGAAAAAACUUACAAAGAUAAAGAAAAGACAACCAGGUCCACCACCGACAAAUUCAAGGUUGUCGAUGAAUCCUACCAAAGUUCAGUUGACGCCUUAGCUAAAGCUGAAGAACUCCUUCAGACACUGCAAACCGGUCUGGCUUCAUCGUCAAAGGACGACACUGGUGCUGGUGGUUUCUUGGGUCAGAUGCAAGAAGCCAAGUCUAGAGCAACUCAAGGUGCGACAGAAUACCAGCAAUCUCAAGUUAAGAAGGAUCACUUGAAGAAGGAAAUCAAAGACAAAGAGAGGCGAGUCAAAGACACUACAUCUGAUUCUGAGGAGCUCUCAAAACAAAUAACUAGAGUUAAGAGUGCCUUCGAGAAACUUGUCAACGAGCUAAAUAGUCUUGACUGGGAUGAGGAAAAGAUACAAUCCCUUCAAUCUGAAGAGAAGGAGCAAGCUAAGAACGUCAAUGGUCUUGCAGAGCAGUGUGAGCGUCUCAAGGGUUCAAUGUCAGCAUUAGACUUCUCAUACAGCAAUCCAUAUCCGAACUUUGAUCGCUCAAAGGUGCACGGCUUGGUGGCCAAUCUGAUAGACUUGGAUUCCAAGAACACACAAUUUGCAACGGCGUUGGAAGUAUGUGCUGGUGGACGUUUAUACAAUGUCGUCGUAGAAGAUGAGAAGGUGUCAACAGCUUUGCUUGAAAAAGGACAACUUCGUAAGCGUGUCACGAUUAUCCCGCUUAACAAAAUCAAGCCGUCAACAAUGUCAGCAGAGAAGCUGUCAACAGCUGAAAAGCUUGCUCCAGGGAAAGUACACUCUGCCAUCUCCUUGGUAGGUUCUGAGCCAGAAGUUGCUACUGCGAUGAUGUAUGUCUUCGGUGAAGCUUUGGUGUGCGCAGAUGCAGAGACAGCUCAGAAAGUUACCUUCCAUCCAAAUGUCAAAUCAAGGAGUGUGACAUUGAAGGGCGAUGUCUACGAUCCCUCAGGUGUGCUCAGUGGUGGUAGCGCCCCAUCCGGAUCAGGUAUCCUAGUCAGAGCUCAGACAUUGAGGGAUGCAAACAUCAAACUGAGGGAUGCUCAGAGUGUGCUUAAGGGUAUCAGGGAUGAGAUUGGCAAGUUGUCGAGCGAGCAGAGUCGCAACACAAAGUUGAAACGUGAACACGAUCUCAAGAAGCAUGAGCUGGAGCUGUUGGAGGAACAGCUAAAUGGAAGCAGCUCUACUAGACUUCAAAAUGAUCUUGAAGAGUUGAGGAAGUCAUUGGAGGAUGCUGAAGUUACAGCCAAAAAGGCCAAGGAGAGAGAGUCACAGGCCACAAAGGACUGUGACAAGCUGGAGAGAGAAAUGGAAGAGUUCAAGAAUGAUAGAGGGGGUAAGCUGGAAGAGCUGAAGGCGGACGUAGCAAAGCGUCGUAAGAAUGUGCAAAAACAAUCGACCUCUAUCAAAGGCCAGCAAAAGGAGGUGCAAACUGCACAGCUAGAACUUGAGCAGCUGGGUGUAGAUAGAGAUGGCUGUAUGGAUGAGCAUAAAGAGGCAGUUGAAGGUUUAGCUAGUGCAGAAGCUGAGUUGAAGGUGUUUGACGAUGAAAUCAACAAAAAGCAGAAACAGCAUGACCAGACUGAAGCCAAACUUAAUAAAGAGAAGAAUCAACUAGACACCUACAAAGAUGAGCUAAUUGCUUUAGAAGUAUCGCUCUCCACGAUGAAAUCUAACAUCCAGUCCGGCACGCAAUCGCUUAAAACGGUCGAUAAGGAGGUAGCCAAUGCCAAGGAAGCAUCCAAGAAACAUGCAGCUCUUCUCAAAGCACUUGAUAAAUCCUACGAUUGGAUAUCGGACGAGCAGGAUGAAUUCGGAAGGGAGGGCUCAGUGUACGACUUUCACAAAAUCAACAUUCAGCAAGCGUCUAAACAACGGAAUGAGCUGACUGAGUCUCAAAAGUCGCAAAAGAACAAAAUUAACGGUAAAGUUAUGACUAUGAUCGAUACCGUCGAAAAGAGAGAACAGGCGCUCAAGACAAUGAUGGAGACCAUCCUCGGUGAUAAGGAAAAGAUUGAAGAUACUAUUCAUGAGUUGGAUCACUACAAGAAGGAAGCUCUGCAGUCUACUUGGAAGAUUGUGAAUAAGGACUUUGGUGAAAUUUUUGCCGAACUCUUGCCAGGAAACUUUGCAAAGUUGCAGCCACCUGAAGGUAAAGAACUCACGCAAGGAUUGGAAGUCAAGGUCAGACUUGGUCAGAUAUGGAAGCAGUCGCUGACUGAAUUGUCGGGUGGUCAGAGAUCUCUGAUUGCUCUCUCUCUCAUUAUGAGCUUGUUGCAGUUCCGUCCUGCACCGAUGUACAUUCUAGAUGAGAUCGAUGCAGCGCUCGAUUUGUCGCACACGCAGCACAUUGGUCAUCUAUUUAGAAACAGAUUCAGAGGCUCGCAAUUCAUCGUCGUCUCUCUUAAAGAAGGACUAUUCUCCAACGCCAAUGUUAUAUUUAGAGCUAGAUUCAGGGACGGAACAUCUUUGAUUGAACGGACUGAAACGAGAAUGACCGGAAAUGCACCAAGAAGGAGCCUUGCUGUCUCUGCAGGUGCAACAACAGGUAAACGUAGUAGAGGAGCUAGAGCUUAG
Messenger RNA from Wallemia ichthyophaga EXF-994, 3621 nucleotides. Its product is annotated as Structural maintenance of chromosomes protein 2. The record is from RefSeq and is a predicted model, not a curated record. Gene Ontology annotation, biological process: chromosome organization. The transcript has 9 exons. Bases 1 to 3621 code for a protein of 1206 amino acids. Gene Ontology annotation, cellular component: chromosome. Gene Ontology annotation, molecular function: ATP hydrolysis activity; protein binding; ATP binding. NCBI's taxonomy places the organism in Eukaryota, Fungi, Basidiomycota, Wallemiomycetes, Wallemiales, Wallemiaceae.